Messenger RNA from Labrus bergylta (ballan wrasse), 4603 nucleotides. It is a transcript of the gene sec63, whose product is annotated as SEC63 homolog, protein translocation regulator. Gene Ontology annotation, cellular component: Sec62/Sec63 complex. Lineage: Eukaryota; Metazoa; Chordata; Actinopteri; Labriformes; Labridae. Gene Ontology annotation, molecular function: RNA binding; transmembrane protein transporter activity. Gene Ontology annotation, biological process: post-translational protein targeting to endoplasmic reticulum membrane; SRP-dependent cotranslational protein targeting to membrane. The record is from RefSeq and is a predicted model, not a curated record.
AUUGCGCAGGCGUACACCACGUACACCGAUCUUCAGGAGCUGCAUUUGGCUCGGAUGCUAGCUGGCUAGCUUAACGGUCUGUCAAGUCGCGCACAUUGGGCUCGAAGGGGGAAGCGUAGCGGUGGAGAAGAAGGGCGACCCAAGCGCCGCUGCUACGAAAUGGCCGGGCAACAGUUCCAGUACGAUGACAGCGGCAAUACUUUUUUCUAUUUCCUCACGUCCUUCGUCGGGCUCAUUGUGAUCCCGGCCACUUAUUACCUCUGGCCCCGGGAUCAGAAUGCUGAACAACUGCGUCUGAAAAGCCUCAGAAGGGUCCAUGGCAGGUGUUUGUGGUACCGGCUCAGGCUGAUGAAGUCACAGCAAAGCAUCGUCCCAACACUAAAGAAAGCAGCCUUGUUAUUUGGCUGGGCUGUGUUCCUGCUGUUAGCCUACAAGGUGUCCAAGCUGGACAGAGAGUACCAGGAGUACAAUCCAUAUGAAGUCCUCAACUUGGACCCGGGUGCAUCGCUUUCAGAAAUCAAGAAGCAAUACCGCGUAUUGUCGCUCAAGUACCACCCUGACAAAGGUGGCGACGAGAGUACAUUCAUGAGAAUUGCGAAGGCAUAUGCUGCUCUGACCAAUGAACAGUCGCGACAAAACUGGGAAAUAUACGGCAACCCAGAUGGUCCAGGAGCAACCAGUUUUGGUAUUGCCCUGCCCGCCUGGAUUGUUGACCAGAAGAACUCAAUGCUGGUGCUGUUAGUUUACGGACUAGCCUUCAUGGUCAUCCUUCCUGUUGUUGUGGGCACAUGGUGGUACCGCUCCAUCCGAUACAGUGGAGACCAGAUCCUCAUCAACACUACCCAGCUCUUCAUGCAUUUCAUGUACAAGACGCCGAACAUGAACAUGAAGCGGUUAGCCAUGGUGUUGACAGCAGCAUUUGAGUUUGACCCUCGCAGCAAUAAAGAAGCCACCAUAAGGCCCACAGACAACAUCGAAGUGCCACAGCUGAUCCGUGAGUUGGGAAACAUCAAUGUGAAGAAGAAGGAGCCUCCGUUCUGCUAUCCUUACAGUCUGAAGGCCAGAGUCUUAGUGCUUGCUCACCUGGCACGCAUGGACGUAUCAGAGGAGUUAGAGGAAGAUCAGAGGUUUGUGACGAGGAAGAGUCCGGCUCUUCUUCAGGAGAUGAUCAAUGUGGGCUGUCAGCUGACCAUGAUGGCCAACAGCAGAGGAGGUUUCCAUGCUCCUCGGCUGGUUACCAUAGAGAACUGCAUGAAAUUGACCCAAAUGAUCGUUCAGGGUCUGCAGGAGUCAAAGUCCCCUCUGUUGCAGCUGCCCCACUUUGAGGAGGAGCACCUUCGCUACUGCAUCUCCAAGAAGUAUAAAGUUCGGAGCCUCCAGGAUCUUGUCAGCCUGAAGGACUCGGACAGACGCAGCAUGCUGCGUUUCCUGGGGGAGGAGAAGUACGAUGAAGUCAUGGCUGUGCUAGGCAGCUUCCCUCACAUCAACAUGGAUACCAAACUGCAGGUCCUAGAUGACGAAGACAGCAAUAACAUCACAGCGGGCUCUAUUGUCACAGUAACUGUCACGUUAACCAGGAAACGGAUGGCGGAGGUGUUCGAAAAGGAGCAGGAUUCGACGCCGUGCCCAGCAGAGGAGGCUACCGCUACUGAGGACGCAACAGGAGACUCAAAAGCCAAAACAAAAGUGUGGCAGAACAAGAGUAAAGGGGCAAAGAAGACAGCAAAGUCCAAGAAGAAAAAAUUAACCAAGAAGAAGGCCACUCCUGCACCCGUUAAAGCUAAGCAGGCCAAUGGCAAUGUGGCAGGAAAUGAAGUUGUUGCAGCAGCGACUGCAAAGGAGGAGGACGAUGAGGCCUCCGACAAGGGCAGUGAGUCGGACGAGGGUGAAGCAACCAAGGACUCUCCCAGCGAGAGAGAUGAAGACAGUGACAAACAAAGCGACACAGAGGUGGACGAGAUAGGUGGCGACGAUGAAGAGGAGUGGGAGGCGUUGCAGCAGAGCAUCCAGCGGCGAGAGCGAGCCCUGCUAGAGACAAAGUCAAAGGUGACGCAUCCCGUCUACAGCCUUUACUUUGCAGAGGAGAAGCAUGAGUGGUGGUGGCUUUACAUUGCUGACCGCCGAGAGCAGACCCUCGUCUCCAUGCCGUACCACGUGUGCACGCUAAAAGACACAGAAGAGGUGGAGUUGAAGUUUCCAGCCCCCUCCAAAACAGGAAACUACCAAUAUUCUGUCAUCCUCCGUUCUGACUCCUACCUGGGACUGGACCAGAUAAAACCACUCAAGCUGGAGGUUCAUGAGGCCAAGGCCAUGCUCGACAACCACCCGCAGUGGGACAUCCCUGACACAGAGGAGGAGGACGAGGAGCAGGAGGACAGUGACGGAAUCGAGGAGAGUGAAGAAGACGAAGAGGACAACGACUGAAUGCGGACAACCACAAACACACAUGCUCAGACCCCACGCUCUCCCGACUUCCAUGGACUCCCCACCAACCCACCUAUGACCCUACAACAGCACUCAAGAGCAGUGAACGAGGAGAGGCAAACACAUUAAAAUCACCAGGGACAGUUUAUACACCCAGUGCACCUUCCUCCAUUCUAUCUUUAUAACAACAUGGACUGUGGCCCCGCCCUUCCACCUCCUGUUUUCUACAGGGACUUGUUCAUUACACUUUCUGCUAAAGCAGAGGAUAGUUCUGUGAAUACUUACCCAGGCCCCUGUAUGUGACUGGAUGCAUAUGAGAGUGAGUGUGUGUGUGUGUGCUACAAUAUCGGUGAAUGGUUUGUGUGUUUGUAACCUUGUAUGUGUUUGUACAGGUAUGAAAUAUUGACGCACUGUGGACUGGAGGACCUAUGGUUUGGGCUCUUUUUUCUUUAAGUGGGGGAGAGGGGAUGUAAAACAACUGAUUCCGCAAAAAUUAACAAAAACACAAUGAUCUUUGCAUGGAAGUCAUGACACCGCUUUCACUCCUAAUUUUAAAAUUCACUCGGCACCAAUGUUUUCCACACCAAUGAUACUUUCUAUUGUACACUCAAAACUGCAGAAGUGCAAGCUUUCGCCUUCAUACAUCCAACCAUUUGCACCUCUCAGCGCACAGGAACAUGGUCGAGUCUCAUCAUUUUUUAAACAUUGUUUUGGUUUCGUACCAGCCAGUCACUUGUCCAUUGUUGAACUUACUGUUUGGUAAAGGGGAUGCUCUCCGGACCUGUUCUUCCCCUGUGAUCCACAUAAAACUGUGCUUCUCUGAAUGAGACGGCUGUUUUUAGGCAGGUGGAUCAUUUAUGAGAUCAAGUACAAAGCUAAAAAACACACAUCCUGCAGUGUUAGGAUUAGUUUUAAUAGUCAGUACUCUCCUUGUCCAUUUACCACAUACAAGUUGUGAGUUUUCAGUUUUUAAGGGGCCCAGAUAUGUAUAGUAAUAUCCAUAGUCUCACCUUUUUUUUCUUACAAUUGUAGCACAUUCCAGUCUAAAAUCAUUGUCCAAAAUGGCCUUACAACACAGCUGAAACACCACAACAUACAAGUCUGUGGGUGCUAUGCACCAGUACUUCUUAAGAGAGCAGAACAUCUUUUUUUUUUUUUGUGUGUUUGUAUAUUAAAAUCUACAGUGUUUCUCUUUAUGUUUUGGUUUGGAGUUAACCUCUUAAUGAUAACCUUGAUGACUCAGUCUUGGAAUACAUAUCACUGAUUUCCUCGUGGAAACACCUCGAAUAUUUUCAGUCCUGUCUGAUCAAAGAGGAUUAGCAGUCGUACAUGACAUGACAAUAAGCCUUCCUCAAAGAGUUUCGAGUGCAACACCCCCAAAAAAAACUAGCGCCCAAUUCUGAAGUAUGUCUUGGAACAAACAUCUAUUGAAAGUCAUUUUUUAAGUGUAAAACUAAGCAUAGUCUGGUCCAUGCUUUCUCUCUGUAGCCCUUACAGCAGAACUGCCAUUUUCCCAUUUCAGAACAACUUUUAUUUCUCUCCACCAAAUCUUCAGGAGUGAUUUUUUAAUUUUUUUCAAUAUCUGAGGUAUGCUAGCAUUCAUGGCUGUCAACUAGAACCCCGGUCAUUUAAUAUUAUGUCUCCUUUCUGUUAGUUAUAUCAAAUGUUACACGGACAUGUUUGUCUUAUUUUCAAGAAAAUAAUCUGUUACCAUUGAUAUCCCCAUUCAAGAUUGUGUUUUUCUUUUUUUUUUUAUAGCAUUUACGUCUCUGUUAGGUUGGUGUGGGAGAGAAAAGGGUAUGAAUAUCUGUGGGCACGCUCACGUGACAUCCCAAACACAUGCUUACACAAACUCAAACACAAAAUAUACCCUACUGUAAUUGUGCUGAGGGAAGGUGUUUGCUAACAGGUUAUAUUGUACUCUGAGUAUUUAUCGCUCUGCAAUAGAAUGUAGCAUCAGUGAUUAAUGCUGUGUGGAAAAAAAAACUGCAGUGAGGUUAAAUACGACACCAUCUCUCCGUGACAGACCUCGUCCAGGCGACUGGCCAGCAGGCCACCUCAUGUUGGACAAACUACCCAAUGACUAUCUGCCACUUUUGUUUACAAAGGAACUGUCAUUGUAAAUGGAAAAUUAUAUUAUUUGUAUUUAAAAUCAUUUCAAAUAAAAACUUUUAAAUGA